Messenger RNA from Myotis daubentonii (Daubenton's bat), 7889 nucleotides. It is a transcript of the gene LMBRD2, whose product is annotated as LMBR1 domain containing 2. Gene Ontology annotation, biological process: adrenergic receptor signaling pathway. The record is from RefSeq and is a predicted model, not a curated record. Gene Ontology annotation, cellular component: membrane. Lineage: Eukaryota; Metazoa; Chordata; Mammalia; Chiroptera; Vespertilionidae.
GGAUCGGGCUUCCCUUUCCCAGGAGCCCGCAGGCCUUCUGGUGACCGUCGCCGCCGUCACCGGAGCGCGGGUCCCCGACGCUGAACGGCGGAGGCGGGGUGUCCCGGUCCUUCCAGACGCUGCCUGGCGAGAUCGGACGUUUACAGAUAUGAUCCAGCCCUGUACUGAGUUACUUCGGUUAGUCCGAGUGAACGUUCAAUAAUGAGUGGUGCAGCUUUGGGACUCGAGAUUGUUUUUGUUUUUUUUCUGGCAUUAUUUCUACUUCAUCGAUAUGGAGACUUUAAGAAGCAGCACAGACUUGUAAUUGUCGGAACACUGCUAGCUUGGUAUCUCUGCUUUCUUAUUGUCUUCAUUCUGCCUCUGGACGUUAGUACGACAAUAUACAACCGAUGCAAGCAUGCUGCUGCCAACUCAAGCCCCCCUGAGAACAGCAACAUCACAGGCUUGUACGCCACGGCCACCCCAGCUCCAAGUCCACAUCCGUGUUUCAAGCCAUGGAGUUACAUUCCUGAUGGAAUCAUGCCAAUUUUCUGGAGGGUAGUAUACUGGACAUCGCAGUUUUUAACAUGGAUUCUCUUACCUUUUAUGCAGUCAUAUGCAAGAUCAGGAGGGUUCUCCAUCACUGGGAAGAUCAAAACCGCACUGAUUGAGAAUGCGAUCUAUUAUGGCACCUACUUGCUGAUUUUUGGAGCAUUUCUAAUUUAUGUAGCUGUAAACCCACACUUGCACUUAGAAUGGAAUCAGCUUCAGACGAUUGGGAUCGCUGCUGCAAACACAUGGGGUCUAUUUCUUCUUGUGUUAUUGUUGGGGUAUGGCUUGGUGGAAAUCCCUCGGUCAUACUGGAAUGGAGCAAAAAGAGGUUAUCUACUGAUGAAAACGUAUUUUAAGGCAGCCAAAUUGAUGACAGAGAAAGCAGAUGCAGAAGAGACUUUAGAAGAUGUCAUGGAGGAGGUUCGUAAAGUGAAUGAAAGCAUCAAGUAUAACCACCCAUUGAGAAAAUGUGUUGACACAAUACUUAAAAAGUGCCCUACAGAGUAUCAGGAAAAAAUGGGUAGGAACAUGGAUGAUUAUGAAGAUUUUGAUGAAAAGCAUAAUACCUAUCCAAGUGAAAAAAGUCUGGUGAAAUUACAUAAACAGGUUAUUUACUCAGUUCAGAGGCACCGUCGAACUCAAGUACAAUGGCAGAUCCUUCUGGAACAAGCAUUUUAUCUAGAAGAUGUAGCAAAGAAUGAAACUAGUGCUACUCAUCAGUUUGUUCACACCUUUCAAUCGCCAGAACCGGAAAAUAGAUUUGUCCAGUAUUUUUAUAGUCCUGCAGUUGAGUGGUACUGGGAGUGUCUUUUGCGACCAUGGUUUUACAGAAUACUGGCUGUGGUUUUGUCUGUCUUCUCUGUGAUUGUCGUGUGGUCAGAGUGCACGUUCUUUAGCACGACACCUGUCUUAUCCCUCUUUGCAGUCUUCAUACAGCUGGCUGAAAAAACAUACAAUUAUAUUUAUAUCGAGAUUGCUUGCUUCCUUUCCAUCUUCUUCCUAAGUAUCUGUGUUUAUUCUACUGUGUUCAGGAUUCGUGUGUUUAACUAUUACUACUUGGCUUCACAUCACCAGACUGAUGCGUACAGCCUUCUUUUCAGUGGCAUGUUAUUUUGCCGUUUGACUCCUCCUUUAUGUCUUAAUUUCUUGGGGUUGACCCAUAUGGAUUCCUCCAUCUCUCACCAGAAUACGCAACCAACUGCUUAUACAUCUAUUAUGGGUUCCAUGAAAGUUUUAUCCUUUAUUGCAGAUGGAUUCUAUAUAUAUUAUCCUAUGCUGGUAGUAAUUCUCUGCAUUGCUACUUAUUUUAGUUUGGGAACUCGUUGUUUGAAUCUACUUGGUUUCCAGCAGUUCAUGGGAGAUAAUGAUAUGACCUCAGACUUAGUUGAUGAAGGAAAAGAAUUAAUCAGGCGAGAGAAGAGAAAAAGGCAAAGGCAAGAAGAAGGUGAAAACCGAAGAAGAGAAUGGAAAGAACGAUAUGGACACAAUAGAGAAGAUUCCACUAGAAACAGAAAUGUUCAUGUUGACCCAAAAGAGUCAAAUUUUUCAGAAAUGAGUACGACCCGAUCAGCAUCUAAAUAUACGAGGGCCAAUAAUAGGACUGAAAGGGAUCGAAUAGAACUCUUACAAGAUGUAGAACCUUUGGAUUUUAAUGCAGAAGCAUUUACUGAUGAUCCUCUUGAAUCUGAAUCAGGAAGGUAUCAGCCCGGUGGACGAUACCUCUCGAUGUCUCGCAGCAGAAUAUUUGAUGAUGUUUAAAGUCUGAAAGAAUUCAUGGAAUAACUAACAGCAGCCAUUCAGUUCAGUCUUUAUGAAUAUCUGUAUACCCUAAAAUGUACACUGUACUCUCGGUGAUAAACAAAAGGCACUGAAAAUCAGUCACAUCUUAGUAAUAGUUCAUGCUCCAUUGAAUAGAGUAUCAUCUUUUCUAAUAGAAUUUAUUACAUACCAUUCCUGAAGUGUCUGCCUUAGUUUGGAGUACAGUUAAUUCAUGGAGGGAUUUCAUGAUAAAGAUCAGUAUGUGUUGAGAACAUGUAGUUCAAUUUGUUUCAUAUUAUUUUUUUCAGGAAAGUUGAUUUAAAGCUCCAAGGAAGCCCUAAGUCAAACUAUAAUAUUAUGCCACUUUAUUUUGAUUAACAUUUUUGCUAUUUCUAAAGAAUAUGUUAAUCUUGUAUUUCCCAAAGAAUUGAAGACCAUGAUAACCAUAUUUACAAAACCCAUGUUGUAAAACAAGGCUUGUUUACCAGACAUAAGUAGGUGUAAAAAGUUCUUUUCCAGUUCUGUAUGCGUGUUGGUGAGGUCUUUGCAUGUACAGUUCAGACUAGACUUCAGUGACAGUGCUGGUGUCUGCAGCACGUUUGUGGUAACUGGGUGAAGUGUAACUCUUAGUCUUUGGUAGUAACUGGAAGCUGCCAGUGCUUUGUUAUGCCUUGUAAAAGAUGUUCAUUUCAGAGGUGUCUACCUUUCUCAUUGAGCAUGUUGAUUUAAGUCUUGAUUAUUCCCUUUAAAGAGAAUCAUACACAUAAUGGUAAAUAGUGUUGUUGUUUUUUGAUAACCAAAGAGUCCCACAGAAUUCUCUAAUAUUUAAAGGUGCGUAUUUAUGCUUUUUGAAAAAGAAUAUCUGGUUAUUCAAAGGCAAAAAGUUAAUCCAUUUUCUGUUAUUAUACUAAUAACACUUAAAUUGUGGUUUAUAGCAAACCGAAAACUACAGGCAUACCUUGGAGAUAUUGUGGAUUCAGUUCCAGACCACAGCAAUAAAGUGAGUCUAAUGUUUUUGCUGGUGGAGGGUAUUGCCUUUAAUUUGUAAAAAAAAUAAAACAACAACAACAAAAAACCCCCAAACUGUAACAUCUCUAGGAUGCAAUAAGGCAUAGCAUAAUAAAAUGAGUUAUGUUUAUAUAUUAGAAUGGAAAUCCUAUCUAAUAAAGAGGGAAUAUGCUAAUUGACCCUCAUGCUGUCGCAAAGAUGGUGGUGCCCACAGCCAAUAAGGAGAGAAUAUGCUAAUUGACUGCCCUACCCUCAAAGAUGGUGGCACCCACAGCCACAAGUUGACGGUGCCCAGUCCCCUCAGCCCCCCAGCCACCCAGGGCCGGCCCAAGGAACAGGCAAGCCUUGGAUGGCGGCUGCCGAGCCACCCAGGGCCGCCCAAGGCUCAGGUAACCAGGACCGGCUGAGGCUUGCGCUGCCGGCAGUGGCAGCUGCAGAGGUGUGAUGGGGCAUCGCCUUCCCCUGAUCACCAGGUGGCCUCCCGCCCCUGAGGGCUCCCAGACCGUGAGAGGGGGCAGGCCAGGCUGAGGAACCCCCACUCCAGUACAUGAAUUUUCAUGCACUGGAUCUCUAGUAUGUAAUAACUUGUUGGUUUAAACAUGCUAAUUAUUUUUAAUUGAUUUUUAAAAAAAUAUAUUUUAUUGAUUUUUUACAGAGAGGAAGGGAUAGAGAUAGUUAGAAACAUUGAUGAGAGAGAAACAUCGAUCAGCUGCCUCCUGCACAUCUCCCACUGGGGAUGUGCCCACAACCAAGGUACAUGCCCUUGACCGGAAUCGAACCUGGGACCUUUCAGUCCGCAGGCCGAUGCUCUAUCCACUGAGCCAAACCAGUUUCGGCUUUAAUUGAUUUUUUUAACCUUUGUGGUUAAGUCAGAGUUAGGUGUUAUAUUUUAAAUCAUCACAUUACUCACUGAAUAUAAAGGAGCAAAACAUGUUUACAGAGAGGUUUUUAUGUCCCUGAAAUGUUCGCACAUCUUCGAGGACCCAUGCUCAGGUUCACCCAGUGGUGACUGUACUUGAACUUGCCCAUGCAGUCUCAGUUACAAACCUCUUGUCCAGGGGAACUUGUCCUGUGCUCACAUUCACUCUUAAGCAUUCCAGUUUGAGGAUGAAUUAUAUAGUCACUCUAACAAUAUGAUUAUAUGUUCCUUGAAAGUAAUCCUUCCUGAAUCAUAAUUUUUUAUUUUAAUUUUCCUCUUUACUUAGUGUUACCAUGUGAAUUUGUAAAGACACAGUUCUAUGCAGAUACUAAAAGUAUAUCAUCCUAGUUAUCUAAUUUUCUUAAAUUUGUAUGAUUUUUUGAGAUUAGCUGCCCUUUAACAUAAUUAUCAGUGGAUAGAUUUUACUCUCAGUCGAAGGUCAUAUAGAGUGUCCAUUUGAGAUCACACAUACACAGCCUUUUAUUGUGAAGUGUGGUUAGAGCAAAAUUGGCCAGGAGCAGAGAUAAUUUAAUACUGCUUGUAAUUUCAUGAUUGACCAUGGAAUACCUUGGGAAGUCAUGUAACCUUUUGCUGCCUCAGUUUCUUCAUUUGCAAAAUGAAGAUGAUACUUGUAUUUAUCGACUGAGCUACCUCACAAAGCUAUUGUGAGGGUAUUGAGUUGAUGUUGAUAUGGUGGAGUUUAAAAAGAAAACAAAAUCAGUCGUUCGCUGUCCUGUUUUUCCUAGUCUAUUUGAAGGUGUUGGAUGGGAAAUGAUCACCCCACAAAAGGAUCCAGUUUCUUAUUAUUACAAAGAACCCCACAAGUUCCCUAAGUGGAAACUUUUGGGAAAUUCACCAAAAGUCCUCUGAAAAUAGUACUGUUUUAUUAUUUAGUUUUAGGGUUUCUUUGGAAUAUUUCUCUUAAGUAUAAUGUUGUUUCUUGUCAGGUUUUGUCAUAAAACUCAGAUGUGAUUGUAGAAGCUGAAGCAGAAAACGAGAAGAAAUUAUCCAGUUACUUUUAUAACUUACAGUUACCUAAGAUAAAUUGAUAGGAAAAUGUAAGGGAAUGUACUACUUUAUUAUUAUUUUUUUUUAUUAUUUGAAUAAUCAAAGUAUUAUACUUCAUGAACAGUAGAUCCCUUUAUGACUUCUGAGUUAUUUUCCCAAUAAUUUUGGUUACGUGAUCCAAAGUACUCAACUUUUGAAGCAGAAUUUAUCUUACAGGAUUUUAUAUAUGAUCAGAUAGGAAGGUUACCUGGUAAAUUUGAGUUCAGAAAGUAAUGAUUUAAUCUCUGAAGACAGUUUAUUGCUGGGGAACUAAGUAAGCCACCUUAUAUAAAAAUCUGUAGUAAGUACAAGAGAGUUCUUUUUUGAGAACCUUAUUAAAAUGUAAUGGCAUCUACUGUAAAACAUUACUACUAAGUUAAUAUACUUUACAUGCAACGUACUUUUCUUGAAGAGUUACUUCUGGCAAUUACCUCUUGAAGUCAGAUGUCUUUCUUACAUAAUAAUAGAUAAUCUGAUUAAAUUUUCUAUAUUAUUUUUCUAAAUAAUUGUUAGGUAAGCAUAUUCAGUAAGCUGGUAAUUCAAAGUAAUCAUUGCAGAAAAUAAUUAAUAAUCUACUAAUUUCGUGAAACACUUGUAAGUUGCUACUUAAGUUUUGUUACUCCAUCAAUAAUGUAUUAUUAUCCAUGGAGCAUUUUUGUAAAGAUCAUCACUAAAAUAAGAAAUAAGAUAUAAGCCUAAUUAUUAGAAUUUGUUCUCUCACCAAAUGAAUACAAGGGCUUUGGGAUACUGUCAUCACGCAAGCGCCCCCUCGUUUCACAAGAGCUAAAUCAGAAGAGUCGAUAGUUCUUUAGUUAUAAAAACAGAUCCGAGAAUCUGGCAGUCCCAACCUCUGGGAAGAAAUGCCACCAGUUAGUUUGUUUUGGGAGUCCGCUGUUUGUUUAGAUUAUCGGUCCUUAUAUUUAUGCCUUUUGUGUACCCAAAUGAAAGUAAAUGUGGAUGGGAAAGGCAAUGUGUGUUUUCGUAAGUGUAUUUCAGCGUAUUAAUGAAGGAAUUCCAUUUAUGUACAAUAGCAAACCUCACUUUUUAUACCUUUAAUAGGUUUAGGGAAUGUUCUUGAUAGUGUGGUGGUUACCAUUUUAAAGGAAAAAUAAGCUCUGUGAUUAUAAUUCACACUGCUCAGUUUUGUGAGUUUUAUACUUGUGAUUUGAAUGGACCAUGUCUGAAAAUCACAAGGAUGAAUAUAUUUACACCUCCAUUUCCUUUCAUGCUCAGCCUGAUUUGCCUAAAUUUUAUUCUCAUUUUCAAAAGAUUUGUCCAUUAAGGUUGAUGGAAGCCUUGUUAUAAUUUCAAGUUUGUGAAUAAAGCAAAGAUAAUGGCACGUUCCUCUUUUCAUAUUGAUAUUCUAAAGACAUUUGUUUUUGAUACACUCCCUGGGGAGCAUUAACGUUUUCUCCUGAAAAUAUUUUCUUUUGUGGUUAUCUUGAUCUCAAAUUAUUUUUGCAAAAAGAGAUUUUACUGUGUUUAGUGCAAAAAAAAAAAAAAAAGAGAGCGAGUUCAUGUAAAGUGGAAUUUCAGAUUAGAAACACAAUAUCAUUUACUAUGGCAGACAUAUGAAGGGUAAAAUGUAUUAAUCUGACCAUACAACACAUUUAGAGUUGAUGUAAUGGACAUAAAUCUUAUCAACCUUGUCGCUUUGAACUGUCUUUCUCAAAAGUGCUGGCUAGCAUCUUCCCUACUUGCUACACCAAAUUGUAGGGGAGAGACUGUGUAUGUAUUUUUUAAAAGCAAUCCAAUGGAUUUGUUUUUUUCCAUAUUUUGAAAACAAGCUUGAAGAAUUUUUCUUAUUUUAGAAGGUAGGGAACAUGUGGAACUGUCUUUUAAAUUACUGUAAUCUAAUAUAUAUUUAUAAAUUAUAGCAUUAAAAAGUUCUGAUAUUGAUGUUGUUACUUCCUGGUAUUUAAUUUUUAUAAAAUGUUUUUGUAAGUAACUAAUUGUAAUAUUUCUUUUAAGUAAUUUAAAAAAUCUUUCCCAGAUAAAUUCUGCCCAGAACCUAUUUCCUUAGGGCAAUAUUCUGAAGUUCAGUAGUCCAGCGUGAAUUCGAAAUGUUCUUAUAUCUCUUCAGUCUCUUUUAAUAUAUACAAGUACCCAAGCAAAGUACACCAAAAGCCUCAUUUCUGUGUUGCAUUAAUAAUGGAUAUGCUGAUUAUCUAAUUCAGUGGAUUAGGUGGAAUAAAAGAUAAGUCUUUCAAAUAUGUAUCUGAUCAUAAUUUUUCAAAAUGUUCAUUAUGUUUAUUUUGGGUGCAUGAUGCCAAAUAAUCCUUAAUCAGCCAUUACUACCUGAUAUGUAGUGACAAAUGUUUUUCUAUCUGAUCAGUGGAUUGUAGGUUUCACUAUCUUUCUCUGCAGAUAAUCACUGCAUUUUCAAAUUGAUUUGGAAAAAGCGGCAAAGUGCUACCUAUAAGUAAAUUAGCAUAUUUGGCCUUAUCUAUGUAUAAGGUUUUCUCAGUUUGAUUUUGACAAACUCAUGGACUUGGAAUUGCUCUGUAGUAUUUUAAUUUAUUGUGAUGUAAUGAUUUUUUGAAAUGUUUAAUUGAUUAGCUGUUAAAAUAUAGAAAAUUAUGUAGCUUUGCAUGAAAUAAAGUACAUUUCUACAAGUUACUAAGAA